Molecule: messenger RNA, 4779 nt
Organism: Hydractinia symbiolongicarpus
Lineage: Eukaryota; Metazoa; Cnidaria; Hydrozoa; Anthoathecata; Hydractiniidae
Exons: 1
Coding region: 1-4779 (1592 amino acids)
Biological process (GO): telomere maintenance; DNA repair
Molecular function (GO): ATP hydrolysis activity; DNA helicase activity
Source: RefSeq, a predicted model, not a curated record
AUGAUCACAUUGCAAGCAUACAGGGUUAACAUUGGUGUUUUUUAUAGUACAUUCUGUGGAAAAACUUGCAAAGAAAGUAAAAAGAUAUUUGGUACAUCGAUGAUCAAUAAGCAUUUUAAUUCAAUGCAUGCUAAAUGUCUUUUAGGCAUAGCCAUACUCCUCAUAAUUUCAUCAUGUAAUUUAAAUAUAGCAACUUUCCAAUUCCUUUUUCUCGCUCAAGCAGGAGAUAUUGAGAGUAACCCUGGCCCUGGAACAUAUAAUGUUUUAAAAUCUGUCAAAGCAUCUUGCCAUCAAGGUGACAUUAAGUUUGGAAAUUCUGCUGGAUCGCAGUGCUUAUGUAAUUGUCUGUUUGCAAUAUCUUACAGUAUAUAUAGGCGUGUUGCUUUGUGGACCUCAGCUGAUUUAGAUUCUAUACUAAAAAAAGGUGAUAAAAUUUAUUGUGAACAAAAUGUUGUGGGAUCACUUUCUAUUCUUAAUCUCCCAACUCUUAUUAAUUUUGAUGACAAUGACUUUGAUGUACAAAUGUUACACAAUGCAACAGGUUUUCUCCAUAAUUGCAAUGAACGUUUUUUAACUCCAUUAUUUGGAUCUGAUAAUGAUGUGGGUGAUGGAUUCUUGAUUAUUGUAUGUGGGUUCACCGUAUGUGUAGUAUGGACCAAAAAACAUUAUUUUCUUUUUGAUCCACAUUGUCGUAAUUCAAAUGGAUGUAUAUCAGAUGAUGGUACAGGAUCUUGUGUUUUACUCAAAUUUUCUUCCUUAUUCCAGGUUGAAAAGUAUAUAUGUGCAAUAUAUGUGCCCCUGUCCCAAGGAACACCACCACAAUAUGAAUGUCAAUUUAUUAGGGUUUCUAUGUUGACUUCUCAGUCAAGAGAUUCAUUGAAAAGAAAAUCACCUUUCCUUCAGACAAUCCAUGGAACCAAGAGAAAAGCAUUGUAUCAUGAAAAAAUUAAAGACACAUCAAAACAAAAAAAAUCAAAGUGUAUUGCCAAUGCAGUCUACAGAGACAGACUCAAAACCACAAGAAAACAUGAACAUAUAAAAAAAUGCAAAGCCAGUGUGACUUAUCAUAAACGUACUAUAGCAAAAAGCAGUGAGGAUAGGAUCUCUACAUUCAAACGUAAAAUAUCUGAUGGGCCAUUUUAUAUAUGUGUAUGUUGUGAAAGACUACAUUAUAGAGAUUCUGUGGUUUUGUAUGAUGCAAGGCGUUAUUCAAUUGAUGUAGAAUCCUACUGUAUGCUAGUAGAGAGUUAUGAUGCAAAUUAUUAUGUCUGUAAAACAUGUCAUAAAAAACUUUUAAAGGGGGAAACCCCUUGCCAGGCAUCAUGGAAUAAAUUGACAAUUGAUAUACAACCUACACAGUUGUCAUCAUUAAAUAAAUUAGAGAGAAUACUUAUUGCAAAACGAAUGCUUUUCACAAAAGUUAUUAUUAUGCCAAAAGGUCAAAUGGCAAAGAUUAAAGGGGCUGUGUGCAAUGUCCCAAUAAAUGUUAGUGACACUGCCAAAGUAUUACCUAGAGGGGCUGACAGUAAUGGCAUAAUAACUGUUAAAUUAAAACGAAAAUUAUGUUAUCGUGGCCAUGCACAUUUUCAAGCAGUCAGGCCAGAGUAUAUUCAAACAGCACUUGAAUUUCUCAAGUCAAAUAAUCCUCUGUAUAGUGAUGUGAUUAUUUCACUUAAUAAUAUACCAAGUGAUCUAAGCAAUGUAUCAAAUGCUACAAGUGAUGGUGAAUCUUAUGAUGAAAAUAAUGAAAAUAGGGCUAUUGAUGAAGAAUUAGAAGAAAACGAAAACCCACUUAAUGAAAUGCAAGCUGGUUCACCAGAUACUGUGUUAGUGGCCAAUAUACCACAUGUUGUCCAUGAUGAAAGUGUUGUGAUAGCUCCUGGAGAAGGAAUAAAACCUUUAGGAAUGUUAGCUGAUAAACAAUGUGAGGCAUUAUCUUUCCCAUAUCUUUUUCCUAAUGGACAAUUUGGUUACAAUGUAGACAGAGAUGUACCUCUGAGUGCAAGUAAAUACUUUAAUCAACGUCUAUUAAACUAUAAAAGACGAUUUGCCUCUGAUGUAGAUUAUAUAUUUUUUGCACAUUCUCUUCUUCAGCAAAUGCAACUGUCUAGUCAAAUAAAUAUAGCCUUGAAGAAAGUAAAGGGAGAUGGGUUGACUGCUGGAAUGUUGUCCUCCAAUUUCAAGGAAAAUGUUAAUUCAUUCAUUGCAGCAGACGAAGGAUUUCACUUUAUGCAUUCCAUCAAGGGAACACCAGCUUAUUGGAAAAGAUUUCUUCUGGAAAUUUUAGCCAUGGUUAAACAGUUGGGAUUGCCAACAUUUUUUAUGACUCUUUCUUGUGCUGAUUUACGUUGGAAUGAGUUAGUAAAAAUAAUUUUAAAAUUGAGUGGAGGUUCGAUUGCAGAAGAGGACUUAAAAAAUUUAUCCUAUCAUGAACGAUGUGACAUCUUGAAUAUGGACCCAGUGUUUAUGGCAAAACAUUUUCAAUAUCGUGUUGAAGUGUUUUUCAAAGAGAUCAUUAUAAAUGGUCCUUUAGGUAAAGUGGAGUAUUAUGCCAUAAGGUUUGAGUUUCAGUUCAGAGGCAGCCCCCAUAUACAUUCAUUUCUAUGGGUUGUUGGUGCACCAAAAUUGUUUAAAGAGAAUAAGCAGGAAUAUAUUGACUUUGUAGAUGCCAUCAUCAAGGCAGAUAUUCCUACUAUGGAGGAAAAUACUGAAUUACAUCAUCUUGUAAAAACAUUUCAAAUACAUGCACACUCAAAAUCAUGUCGAAAGUACAAAAACAUUCCGUGUAGGUAUUCCUUUGGAAAGUUUUUCACAGCGAAAACUAUUGUUGCCGAACCUUUACCUAUUGACAUCAAUGAACAUCGCAGAUCUGAAAUUCUUGAACACAGAGAAAACUUGUUGGGCAAAGUCAAGUCAUACAUUGAUAAAAAUCUAAAUCCUCUUAAAGUCAAUUUUUUAGACCCUCUAAAGGAAGGCUUUUGCCAAUUAGAUGAUAUACCUACUAUUUUAGCAAAACUUGAUCUAUCUGAGAAUGAAUACUAUAGUGCACUAGCCAUAUCAUCUGAUAAUGACUUUCAGUUGCAUUUGAAACGACCACCAAAUUCAUGUUUUGUCAAUAAUUAUUUUAUUGAAGGUUUAAUGGCUUGGGAAGCUAAUUUGGACAUUCAGCCUGUUUUCAACCAUUAUAAGGCUGUGACUUACAUGUGUGCCUAUUUUUCUAAAUCUGAGGAUGAAACUUCAGAAGCAAUGAAGCAUGCAUCAAGAGAGGCCAAAGAUUUGAAAAAAAGUAAAUUUGAACUUAUGAAGGAUAUUGCUAGAGCCUAUUCAACGAAAAGAGAAUGCUCUGUUCAAGAAGCGGUUUAUCAUAUUAUGCCUGAACUUUGGUUGAGAAAAACAUGUCCAGGUCUUACAUUUGCUAAUAGUAACAUGCCACAGCAUCGAUAUAGAAUUUUUCUUUCUGAAGAUGAAAUUAAAGAAUUGCCUGAAGAUAGCAUUGAUGUGUUCAAGCGUAAUAUGAUCGACAGAUACUUAGAUCGCCCUGAUAAAAAUUUUAGAGGUGGAAAAUACCAGAUUAUUGAUACACUUUGUUAUGCACAGUUUUUAGCUAAUUACUAUGUUAAAUUGAAGCCCAAUGAUGCACAAAAUGAUAAUCAACCUGAGAUUUUAGUCGAUGAAAUAAUGGAGGCAAAUCAUUCAUCUUCUAUGUUACCAAAGACUGUUCUACUUAUGUCAUCUGUGAAAGAAACUUUGACAUGCCGAAAAGUGAAAGCUGUUCUGAGAAUGCAUUGUCCGAAAAUAGAAAAACACCCAGAAGGAUUUGCACAUCAUCAUUUAUUCAUGUAUUAUCCAUUUAGAAGUGAAUGUGAACUAAGAGGGAAAGAGUGUGGUACUUACAUGGAAAAACUGCAUGAACCUGGUGUUUUAGAAAUAAUUAACAGAAACAAACAAGUUAUACAGCCAUAUGGUGAGUUAGUAGAAACAGCUUUGAAUAAUCUCCGUAGUGAUUUACUCCAAAACCCAGAUGCUUUUGCCCAACAUGAAAAUGAUGAGGUAGAACAAAUGUUGGCCGCCACAGAAAUAUUGAGUAAUGUUCAGGAUAAUGUUGAUGAUGAUGAUGAUAUUAAUUCAGUUCAGAUAAACGAGAAUAGAAAUAUGUCAUUAUCAGCAUCUUCUGCUUUCAUGAAUGAUAAUGAAUUGAAUAGUUUAAUACGGUCAUUGAAUAACAUUCAAAGAUUGAUUUUUAAUGUGAUAAAUAAAUGGGCUAGAAAUCUAGUCAAAAACCGUAACGCAUUUAUUCAACAUAAAAACGAACCGCUCCACAUUUUUCUAACAGGCAAAGCUGGUUGUGGAAAAUCACAUUUAAUUAAUACUGUUUAUCAAUCAGUGACAAAAACUAUGAGUUACCAUGGUAAAGAUCCCGAAAAACCUCGUGUUUUACUGUUAGCCCCCACUGGCAUUGCUGCUAUUAAUAUAAAUGGGAAUACGAUUCACUCUGGAUUAAAUAUACCUAUACAUGUAUUUGGUAAAACCGUACCAAGAUUAAGUGAUCAGAAAAGGUCUAUGUUGAGAAAUAAACUUUCAGAACUUCAGUUAAUUAUCAUAGAUGAAGUGUCAAUGGUCUCCAACAUACUUCUGCUUCAUAUACACCAACGUCUUGUAGAAAUAUUUGGCUGUUCAACAAACAAGCCAUUUGCUGGAAUCAGUAUUAUAUUUUCUGGAGAUUUAUAUCAAUUACCACCAAUUAAAGCAGCACCUGUUUACUCGUCAUAUGGUGAAUGA